AGUUUCCAGGGCAACGACGAUGUGAGAUGGCGGCCGGUCGUUGUUCUCAGCCGCUGCUCGAAUUCCUUAGAUCCCAAUAUCGACUGGUAGCUAAAAUAGGCGAAGGGACGUUUUCAGAAGUCUGGAAGGCGCAAAGCUUAAAAGAUGGGACCUACUACGCUUGUAAAAAGAUGAAACAAUAUAUUGAAAGCAUGGAGCAAGUGAACAAUCUACGUGAAAUUCAAGCCAUGCGCAGACUGAGUUUACAUCCUAAUAUUCUUCAGUUACAUGAAGUGGCCUAUGAUAAGAAGUCUGGGUCUCUUGCUCUAAUAUGUGAACUAAUGGACAUGAAUAUCUAUGAGCUUAUACGAGGGCGGAGGAACCCAUUACCUGAAGGUAAAAUAAAGAGUUACAUGUAUCAACUAUGUAAGUCCCUUGAUUACAUGCACAGAAAUGGGAUUUUUCACCGAGAUGUAAAGCCAGAAAAUAUUUUAAUUAAGCAAAACUUACUGAAGUUGGCAGAUUUUGGUUCCUGUAGGAGUGUCUUCUCAAAGCAGCCAUAUACAGAAUAUAUUUCCACCCGAUGGUAUCGAGCCCCAGAGUGCCUUCUUACAGAUGGGUACUACAGUUUCAAAAUGGACAUCUGGAGCACAGGCUGUGUUUUUUAUGAAAUAACAAGCCUACAGCCACUUUUUCCUGGUUCUAAUGAAGUCAACCAAAUUGCGAAAAUCCAUGAAGUUAUUGGAACUCCAAAAUCUGAAACCCUAAGGAAGUUCAAGCAAACACGGGCUAUGAGUUUUGACUUUCCCCAAAAAAAAGGAACAGGAAUAUCUUGCCUCAUUCCGCACACUACCUCUGAGAGUAUUUCACUGAUGCAUGCAAUGAUGGAGUAUGACCCUGAAGAAAGAAUCACUGCUAGGCGUGCAUUGCAGCAUCCUUAUUUUCGCGAAUUGAGAUUUGCUGAGAAACAAGCUGCUACUAUACAGUGUAGAGUUAAAUGCUUAGAAGAGAAUGAGAAUCUAAGUCCAGCUGUGGUGCACAACCUCUGGCGAAUUCAUAAGGGACGCAAGCAGCAUACAAAUUAUCCACAGGGACUUCCGAUACGACGCCAAAUUCCAUCAUAUCCUGUGGAACUACCAAAGCUGAAUGUGCCAGGCACAACAAAGAUUGUUGCUUACCCCAAUCAGACUUUAAAGUCUGUCUUUCCAACGGCAUCACGGGCUGAAAAUGGAACUCUACCCCAAGUGGGAUCCGUACAAUACAUUGGAAAAAGCAAGUGUCCAGGACAACGGAAACCUACUACAAAAUGUUACAAUUUACCCUCUUCUACAGAAAGAAAAAGUGAUGGCUACUGAGAACAAUUACAAUUCAAGAAAUUUCAAUAACCACUCCUUUACACAUCAAAGCUCUUGUAAUGUUUUUAAAAAAAAGUUGUAAGAGACCAUAUUUUAAACUGUCUUCCACUGGGAUACAGGCCAAUCAUUGGGUUUGUGCCUUAUUCCUAACUUCAGUUUUUAAUCAAAUGACACAUUAGCUAAGGAUUACAAUCAAAUGUUCAUUCAGUUGAUAUUGGAAGAUCAUGUGUUAAAAGCUCACAUUGUUUGGCUUAUUCCAAUUUUUUCAGUAUGACAUUUGAUAUGCUGAUCUGAAAAAAAUUGGCACUUUAAUACAUGUAACAAGUUUCAAUUUAGUUGUGGAAUUAACCUGAGACAAGGGUUCCUAUUAUUAGAUAAAGUUAUUUUA
Molecule: messenger RNA, 1722 nt
Organism: Carcharodon carcharias (great white shark)
Lineage: Eukaryota; Metazoa; Chordata; Chondrichthyes; Lamniformes; Lamnidae
Product: MAPK/MAK/MRK overlapping kinase-like
Exons: 12
Coding region: 27-1334 (435 amino acids)
Biological process (GO): protein phosphorylation; intracellular signal transduction
Cellular component (GO): nucleus; cytoplasm
Molecular function (GO): ATP binding; protein serine/threonine kinase activity
Source: RefSeq, a predicted model, not a curated record